CCAGAUGAUCAGCAGCGCAUUCACUGUCUCACCUGCACGUGCAGGAGUUUUUGUCUGCUGUCCAGGUGAUGAACAACACACAUCUUCAUCUUCAUCAGUGUUACCUGAAGGUCUGUAGCUGCUCAUGGAGUCUGACGCGUCCGGACGAGCUCCGGAGGAUGUUUCGGGUGUUGUGAAGCGUCAGGCGGUGAAGAGACACCAUCACAAACACAACCUCAAACACAGAUAUGACUUUCUGGAGACUCUUGGUAAAGGCACGUACGGACGAGUGAAGAAAGCCACGGACCGAUCCGGCAGAACGGUGGCCAUCAAAUCCAUCCAUAAGGACAAAAUCAAAGACGAGCAGGACUGGAUUCACAUUCGUCGUGAAAUCGAGAUCAUGUCGUCACUCAGUCACCCGCACAUUAUUAGCAUAUAUGAAGUGUUUGAGAAUAAGGAUAAGAUCGUGAUCGUGAUGGAGUACGCGAGCAAAGGAGAUCUGUACGACUACAUCAGCGAUAGACAGACGAUCACCGAGACAGAAGCAAGACAUUUCUUCAGACAGAUCGUCUCUGCUGUCCACUACUGUCACAGGAACGGGAUUGUCCAUCGCGACCUAAAGUUGGAGAACAUCCUGCUGGACAGCAACGGCAACAUCAAAAUUGCCGACUUCGGGCUGUCCAACCUUUACCAGGGUGAUAAAUUCCUGCAGACGUACUGCGGCAGUCCUCUGUACGCUUCCCCAGAGAUCGUGAACGGAAGGCCGUAUAGGGGACCAGAAGUGGACUGUUGGUCUCUCGGCGUUCUGCUCUACACGCUUAUACACAAAGCCAUGCCUUUUGAUGGACAAGACCACAAUAACCUGGUCCAACAGAUCAGCACCGGAGACUACCGCAAACCCACCAAACCAUCUGAUGCGUGUGGUUUGAUCCGCUGGAUGUUGAUGGUGAACCCCGAGCGUAGAGCUACACUAGAGGAGAUCGCUGGCCACUGGUGGCUCAACUGGGGUUAUCAAAACCCCCUACUGUCCCAGAAUGAGUGCGCAGCAGCUGUCCAUCAGGCAGCCGGACAUGCGUGUCAAACUGGUGGUCCAACCCGCAUUGCGGACUGGCUGCGCCGCACCUCUCGUCCUCUUCUUGAGAGCGGAUCAAAGAUGCGCUGCCUGUUGCGGUCAGGCGGGGGCGCUGGAGGCGAGACGGUGACGCGUCAGCGCUCCAUACGCAGGUCACGCAAAGAAAACAAUGUUUCGCAGACCAUGCAGGAAGGCUCCGCCCCUCGCCCCUCAAAAGGAAUUCUGAAGAAGCGGGGAAGUCUGAAACAGAAACUGUCCGGUGACACCCAGGCUACGCCUUUGGAGGAGAAAAGUCCCAACACUUUCGCAUUUAGCUCGACGUCUGCGGUGCCGUCUGCCCUGCCUCCGCCCCCUAAAGGGAUCCUGAAGAAGCCACCCAAAAGAGAGUCGGGCUAUUUUUCAUCCUCCCCAGAGAGCGGUAACUCCAGCCAGACACUUCUGUGCCCGUCGCCCGCGCAGGGCCGUAAGGGAAUCCUCAAACGUCACGGCAAGUUUUCCGGUGGCUUGCAGGAAUUCGGCUCGCUGGAUCAACUUGCACCUACCUUACCCACCGUGACCAGUAGACUCCGACCGACUGGAGCAAUCAGCGAGGACAGCAUCCUCUCCUCAGAGUCCUUCGACAGACUCGACCUACCUGAUUGCGAGAUUCCAGUCGCCAAAAUGGAACGUCCAACAGGGGGCAACAGAAUGCGAGGAUGCGUUUCUGCCGACAAUCUUCUUGACUUGAGGGACGUCAGUCCCGCUCAACGGCAGGGACAUUGGGACAUGGACAUCGCCUCAUACCGCGCAGGGGCGUCCCACAGCUCGUUCUCAAUCGCUGACUGUGAGAACGUUACUCAGAAUUACAAACAAGCUUCAUGUGUCGCCGCAAGCUGAGGUGCUGGGUGCAAAAUCUCUUGUCAGAGACGAUGAACCUUUGUGUUCAAAAAUGCAGACGGUUCUCAGGGGGGUCACAAGGAAUUGACGCAUUCUGGAGAUUUAAGGAUGGGCAGGAAACAGACCUCUGAGGCCUGUUAAGGAGAUGCAUUUCAUUCUGAUGGAAGAACAGCUUGUAAUGUUGCAUUUCAACUCUGUUUGCAACAUGUAAUACAAUGGCUUUUAUAAUGUAGACUGGAAUUGACAAAAGUGCCAUUUUGUUUUUAUCAACUGACCUGCUCCCAUUGAUGAACAACGUAUUUGUUACCAUAUUAACUGUGAUUUUUAAACGAUUGUUUAGGGUGUUGGUUUGUUAAAAAGUACCAAAGACGAUUAUCUACAGUUCUGUUUGUUUUAAAGACCCCUGAAUAGUGUCUGUUGAUUGCACAAAUGUACGCAACGAAGACAACAGCAGGUCACAGUAGCGUAAAGACGUACGAUACUGGAGACCGAACGUGCAGAACAACACAAUGUUCUGAAGGUACAAAAAUAAGGCCGGUUUACUAGAGCGCCUUCCCACCAAUUUGACUGCUACAACAAGUCAAAAACUCAGACGGAGAUAAUCAGCUAUUGUUUGUUUAUGAAGUCUGGACUUUCGUAUCGUCUCAGUUUCACGAUAAGAUAUAAAUUGUGCAGAUACGAGCUUUUAAACUGUACUUCCACGUAGCUGUUUAUUUUGCCCUGAAAACUAUUGUCCUCAAACAAUUUUGGGACGUAUAGUAUUUAGAUGCAUGAAAAACAUCUGGAUAUAAACAUGUGUUUACUUAUAUUUAUUAAAGGGAUGGUUCACCCCAAAAUGAAAAUGGCAGAAUCUUUUUAGGGCAAGUUCAAUGAGAAAUAAAGUCUGUUAUUUCAGUCAUAAUAGUGUCAUGUCAGGGUGUUUGAUGGUUCAUCAUACAGUAUUUGUAAUCGUAUCUGUCAUCAAAGCGGCAGUGCUGUGGUUUCGGCUGUAAUCUCUGUGGGUUUGUGGGGUGUUUAGAUUUUGUUUGUUUGAGUUUCUGCGUGUUUGUUUGCCAAAGUGCCUGAUCUGCACUGAUGUUUCUUUCAAUCAGUGGACCAAUAAAACAACAGAAAUUAAA
Molecule: messenger RNA, 3045 nt
Organism: Myxocyprinus asiaticus (Chinese sucker)
Lineage: Eukaryota; Metazoa; Chordata; Actinopteri; Cypriniformes; Catostomidae
Product: NUAK family SNF1-like kinase 2
Exons: 6
Coding region: 125-1927 (600 amino acids)
Biological process (GO): microtubule cytoskeleton organization; protein phosphorylation; intracellular signal transduction
Cellular component (GO): cytoplasm
Molecular function (GO): tau-protein kinase activity; protein serine/threonine kinase activity; ATP binding
Source: RefSeq, a predicted model, not a curated record